Molecule: messenger RNA, 2058 nt
Organism: Empidonax traillii (willow flycatcher)
Lineage: Eukaryota; Metazoa; Chordata; Aves; Passeriformes; Tyrannidae
Molecular function (GO): RNA-DNA hybrid ribonuclease activity; nucleic acid binding
Source: RefSeq, a predicted model, not a curated record
AUGGCUCUAGGAGUGUUAGAGCAGCAGUUGGGAACACACAAGAGAGCUGUAGCUUAUUUCUCCAAACAGUUGGAUGAAGUAAGUAAAGGCUGGACUGGUUGUCUAAAAGCAGUAGCCGCAGUAAUCAUAAACAUAGAAGAGGCCAGAAAGCUUACAUUAGGCCAGAAAAUGACUGUGUUGGUGUCUCACACUGUCUCAGCAGUGAUAGAACAAAAGGGUAACCAUUGGUUAUCACCUUCAAGAUUCCUAAAAUAUCAAGCCAUCCUAGCUGAAACAGACAAUAUAACCAUUCAAGUGACUAAUAUUGUGAACCCAGCCUCAUUUCUAGAAGGAAGAAUCCCGACGGAACCCAUCGAACACGAUUGCCUGGAAACGAUCAAAGCAGUUUAUUCCAGCUGCCCUGAUCUCAAAAAGGAGCCAUUUGAAGAUGCGGACAACUGGUUCUCAGAGGGCAGCAGCUUCGUGAGGCAAGGAGUAAGAAUGACAAGCUAUGCUUUAACCACAACGGAAGAGGUAAUCGAAUCAAAUCCCUUACCUGCAGGGACUUCAGCCCAGAAGGCAGAAUUAAUAGCUCUUACCCGAGCCCUGGAAUUAGCAGAAAGCAUGCGAAUUAACAUCUGGACUGAUUCUAAAUAUGCCUUCUCUGUAGUACAUGCUCAUGGAGCAAUCUGGAAAGAAAGGGGACUACUAACUGCCCAAGGGAAAACAGUCAAACAUGCAGAAGAAAUCCUAAGAUUGUUAGAAGCGGUCCAACUCCCAGAACAAGUGGUCAUAAUGCAUUUCAAUUUGGCUACUUCUGUUAAGUAUAACAAAAAGCGUUUCUAUAAAUACAUUAAUAACAAAAGGAGGGGCAAGGAAAACCUUCAUUCCUUCUUGGACCUGGGGGGAAAGUUAGUUAACAGGGAUCAGGAGAAGGUUGAGGUACUUAACAACUACUUUGCCUCCAUAUUCACCAGUAGGACAGGUGACCUUCAGGACAACUGCCCUCUGGAGUUGGUAGACAGGGACAGGAAGACGAAUAGCCCCCCUGUGUUCCAGGAGGAAAUAGUCAGUGACGUACUGAGCCACGUGGAUCCACACAAGUCCAUGGGACCAGAUAAGAUCUAUCCUAGGGUGAUGAGGGAGUUGGUAGAAGAGCUUGCCAAGCCACUCUCCAUCAUUAACCAGCAGUCCUGGCUCUCUGGGGAGGUUCCAGAUGAUUUGAAGUUGACAAAUGUCAUGCUGAUCCACAAAAAAAGCUGCAAGGAUCUGGGAAACUCCAGGCCUGUCAACCUGACCUCAGUGCCCGGCAAGGUUAUGAAGCAAAUCAUCCUGAGUGCAAUCACAUGGCACCUAUAGGAUGAAAGAGGGAUCAGACCCAGCCAGCACGGGUUUAGGAGGGGCAGGUCCUGUCUGACCAACCUGAUCUCCUUUGAUGAUCAGGUGACCAAUCUGGUGGAUAAGGCUGUGGAUGUAGUCUAUCUGGACUUCAGCAAAGCCUUAGACACCGUCUCCCAUAAUAUACUCCUGGAAAAGCUGCCCCAUGGCUUGGGCAGGUGCACUCUCUGCUGGGUUAAGAGCUGGUUGGAUGGUCGGACCCAGAGAGUGCUGGUGAACGGUGCUGCAUCCAGUUGACGACCAGUCACCAGUUGUGUUCCCCAGGGGUCAGUGCUGGGCCCAGUUCUGUUUAACAUCUUUAUCAAUGAUUUAGAUGAGGGGAUUGAGUCCAUCAUUAGCAAAUUUGCAGAUGACACCAAGUUGGGAGGGAGUGUCGACCUGUCGGAAGGCAGGAGGGGUCUGCAGAGGGAUCUGGAUAGACUGGAGAGAUGGGCUGAUUCCAGUGGGAUGAAGUUCAACAAGGCCAAGUGCCGGGUCCUGCACUUUGGCCACAACAACCCCCUGCAGCGCUACAGGCUGGGCACAGAGUGGUUGGAGAGCAGCCAGGCAGAAAGGGAUCUGGGGAUGCUGAUUGACAGGAAGGUGAACAUGAGCCAGCAGUGUGCCCAGGUGACCAAGAAGGUCAAUGGCAUCCUGGCCCGCAUCAGGAAUAGUGUGGUCAGCAGGACAAGGGAAGCUUGA